AAUUUAUUGUUUAAAUUAAUAUUAUUGCAAAUUAAAAGUUGAUACAUAGGUGCCUCGUUCGAUUUAAAAUGGAUAUAAUUUACGAAAAGAUCGAUAACAAAAUAAAUAUAAAGAAUUUUACUCAAACCUUUAAAAAUCGAGAAGUUAACUGGAGGAUUUAUGUAUCUACUUUGACAGCAAACCUAUUAUUAAUCUCUGGAGGAAGUAUGGUGGCUUGGACGUCUCCAGUCAUUAAUAGGCUAAAAUCCAAUAGUACUGAAGAAAACCCUCUUGGUUCUCCAAUAACAACUAUGGAAAUAUCUAUUUUAGCUGCUAUACCCCAAAUUGCAACAUUAUUUUCCUUUAUUCCAAUGGCGAAGCUUUCCCAAGCUUUUGGGAGAAAAAAACUUAUGCUGUAUGGAGCAGUAUGUCUAUUAGUUACGCAGAUUGUAAUUUCAUUUGCCAGAAAUAUUUAUAUGUACUACGUAUGCUUGUUAAGUGUAGGCUUAGGAUUGAGUGCUAUAUCCAUAAGUGUGCCUAUAUAUUGUGGAGAAGUAGCCGAUACUUCUAAUAGAGGCAUAAUAGGUUGUUUUCUUGGAACAUCUAUGGUUUUUGGAAUGCUUUUAAUGUACGUGUUCGGUUCUUUUUUAAGUAUAAAGAUGUUUACUUUGAUAUGUGCUUUUCCAACUUUAGUUCAUAUUAUACUUCACAUGUUCGUAAUAGAAUCACCUAUUUACUUAAUUUCUAAAGGUAAAAAAAUAGAAGCUAUAAGAACCCUUGAGAGUUUACGAGGUAACAGAAGUAAUCGAGAAAUAGAAACAGAAUACUUAUCAUUGCAACAAUCUGUAGAGUCGGAUUUAAAAAGAAAGAAUCUUAGUAUGCUAGACUUAUUUAAAAUACGUUCAGGAGUUAAAGCCUUUUUUAUAUCAAUUACGUUAUGCAUAGGUCAACAAGGGUCAGGUAUCUCAAUCAUUGUAGCUUUCUUGGGUCCAAUAUUUAAUGAAAGUGGUGCCAAUAUAUCUGGUGAUAACGUUGGAAUUAUAGUUGGAUCAGCACAAGUCAUAACUUACGCUGUAGCAGCAUAUGUCAUUGAAAAACUAGGACGACGAUCCUUGUUAUUAUUUUCUUCAUUGGGUUGCUCACUGUUUAUGUUAUCAAUGGGCAUUUCAUUUUAUUUAAAACAUAUAAAUUCUUCUUUUAUAGCAGACAUACGGUGGUUGCCGGUUUUGUUUGUCAUACUGUAUGUUAUCUGCUAUGGAUUUGGCUUGGGCCCUAUUCCUGUAUGUAUUAUUGGAGAAUUAUUUCCGCAUGACUUCAGAUCUAUCGGUACAGCUCUGGUACUAGUUUUUGAUAGUAUUUUAAUGGCAAUAAUUAACUUUAGUUUUCCUUUGCUUUCAGAAGCAUUUGGAACUUUUAGCUGCAUGAUAGCUCACAGUUCAGUUUCUCUAUUGGCUUUUAUUGUUUUGUAUCUUCUACUACCAGAAACAAAAGGAAAAACUUUGAAUGAAAUUCAAGAUUUACUUAACAAAUAGCUUAAUUACAGCGUACUUGCCAAUUUGAAUGAACAAAUUAUUAUUUUAUAACUUUAUUAUUUUUAUUUUAUAACUUAAUAAAAAUUUUCAACCAAA
This is a messenger RNA of Diabrotica virgifera virgifera (western corn rootworm), 1607 nucleotides long. Its product is annotated as facilitated trehalose transporter Tret1-like. The transcript is spliced from 2 exons. Gene Ontology annotation, biological process: transmembrane transport. Lineage: Eukaryota; Metazoa; Arthropoda; Insecta; Coleoptera; Chrysomelidae. Bases 69 to 1511 code for a protein of 480 amino acids. Gene Ontology annotation, molecular function: transmembrane transporter activity. Gene Ontology annotation, cellular component: membrane. The record is from RefSeq and is a predicted model, not a curated record.